CUGCGUCCGCAUUCAGCUCGUGUGGCUCGUAGUAGCGAAUAAAGUCAUCGCGAGAAAAGAUGGUGGUGACGGUGGCUUCUGUACGUCAACAACUCACGAAUUUGGCUCAUUCCGGCGGCUCUCACAAGGACCAGGCCGAGAAGUACCGCGGAACUUUGGAUCAGAUAUUGUUGUCUUCCGGCGAGGAGCUGGUGGAUGCUUUGAAGACGUUCAUCGAAGCAAUUGUAAAUGAGAAUGUGAGCCUAGUGAUUUCGAGACAAGUUCUGACAGAUGUAAGCAGUCGCUUAUUGUUUUUACCGGAUGAAAUAUCAAAAGCUGUCUCACAUUACACAUUAGAUAAGGUACAGCCACGUGUAAUCUCUUUCGAAGAGCAGGUAGCUAGUAUAAGGCAACACUUAGCUGAUAUUUACGAGCGUAAUCAGAACUGGCGAGAGGCAGCGAAUGUUCUAGUUGGCAUACCGUUGGAAACAGGACAAAAGCAAUAUACUGUUGAUUACAAACUCGAAACUUAUCUUAAAAUCGCCAGAUUAUAUUUGGAAGAUGACGAUCCAGUCCAAGCCGAAGCGUUUAUCAACCGGGCGUCUCUCUUGCAGGCCGAAUCGAAAAACGAACAAUUACAAAUCUAUUACAAAGUGUGCUACGCCAGGGUACUAGAUUAUAGAAGAAAAUUCAUCGAGGCAGCACAGAGGUACAAUGAAUUGUCGUACAGAUCCAUCAUCCACGAGGACGAGCGCAUGACGGCCCUUAGAAACGCCUUGAUUUGCACAGUAUUAGCUUCCGCAGGACAGCAAAGAAGUCGGAUGUUGGCCACGUUGUUCAAGGACGAACGUUGCCAGCAACUCCCGGCUUACUCGAUCCUCGAGAAGAUGUACUUGGAUCGUAUAAUACGGCGCUCCGAGUUGCAGGAGUUCGAGGCGUUGCUGCAACCUCACCAGAAAGCGUGCACCAUAGACGGCCUGGGCUCCACCAUUCUCGAUCGCGCUGUUAUUGAACACAACUUGCUGUCCGCUAGUAAAUUGUACAACAACAUCACGUUCGAAGAAUUAGGCGCCCUGCUGGACAUCCCGCCGACCAAAGCGGAGAAAAUCGCUAGCCAAAUGAUCACCGAGGGUAGAAUGAACGGUUACAUCGAUCAAAUCGACUCCAUAGUACACUUCGAAACACGCGAGACCUUACCAACGUGGGACAAGCAGAUACAAUCGCUCUGCUACCAAGUGAAUCAAAUAAUCGAGAAGAUAGCCCAAACCGAGCCGGAAUGGAUCGCGAAAGUGAUGGAGGAUCAAAUGGUGCAUUAAUAUAGAUCUUGUUUAAUACACGAGGAGGAAAGAGACCGGUCGCGCGCGCAGACACACAUACAUACACACACACACACACACACACAUACACACGGGAAUCGCUUGUAACGUAUGAUAAUAUGAUAACGGAAACCAGCCAAAACCAAUAAAAACACUUGCAUUAUAGCUCACCGUUGAAAAAAGCGCGAGUGUCGCUCAUCACAUGUCAUGUAAUAUACACUGUAUUUUGGUUAUCUUCCUUCCAUAAUGGACAAACACACAUACACAUACACACACACCGUGUGAAAUCUUUCGUUUGGCAGUUUUCCAGAGGUACAUUUGUAUUUUUAAAAACCAUCAGUAGGCAGUAUUACGUUCGAGGUGUGUAUCUUAAAUGUAUAUUGCGUCAUUGAAACUACAAGUGUCGAUCCUAACGUUUCUUAUUCGCUUGCUAAGGAAGAAAAAAAAAAAGGAUAGAACCUAAAAGGUGGAUAUAUUAAUUUGUCGCUGUAAAAUUGAUUAAUUCUCAAAAGCGUUCAGACACGUCUCAUUUCUAAUUCGACUUCGCUAUAAAAUUUAGACAAGAUCAUUAUAGAUGGAAAAGCAAUGUAAGUUCUUCUUGUAAAUAAAUCACAUUCAUACUUCG
Molecule: messenger RNA, 1920 nt
Organism: Dinoponera quadriceps
Lineage: Eukaryota; Metazoa; Arthropoda; Insecta; Hymenoptera; Formicidae
Gene: CSN4
Product: COP9 signalosome complex subunit 4
Exons: 8
Coding region: 60-1295 (411 amino acids)
Cellular component (GO): cytosol; COP9 signalosome
Source: RefSeq, a predicted model, not a curated record